Molecule: messenger RNA, 1425 nt
Organism: Acipenser ruthenus (sterlet)
Lineage: Eukaryota; Metazoa; Chordata; Actinopteri; Acipenseriformes; Acipenseridae
Exons: 9
Coding region: 19-1059 (346 amino acids)
Source: RefSeq, a predicted model, not a curated record
UUGCCUGUGGUUUCUGUGAUGCUCACUACAAGAGCAGGGUGUGUGGACUUCUCUCAAACAGUGCUGAGUGUGGAUCAGGAAAUGGGGCUCAUGUCUUUCGGGGUUCUAGCUCUUCUGCUCCUGGGUGAGUCUGUGAGCAGUGAUGAUGAUGAUGAUGAAGAGUUCACUGUAACAGACGGGACCUUCACACAGUGUCCCAAUAAAAAAAUCAGCAGCCUGUCCCACUGGCUGUCACAGAGGAGUGAUGUCAGAGUGUCUCUGUGGCUGCUGAAUUAUACAGAGCUGGAGAGGAAUGUCUGGUGUUCAGAGGAUCAGUAUGCUGAGUGCAGAGGUGUGUCCCACUCAAUCACACUGGAAGGUGUUUCUACAUCAAAGAAAGGAAAAUACAAGUGUAUGGUGCUGAAGAACAGGAAAGGAGAAUACAAGCAAGGGUUCACUCUGAUUGCUCUGAGAGGUGCAGCCUCUCACAGUAACCCCGCUCCUGAAGGCAGCUUCCUGUCUCUCACCUGCGAGAGCUGGGGUCUCUCUGAGGAUCAGAAGUGGGAAUGGACACGUAACAGUGCAAUCAUAUCAGGCACAAGGAAAUACAUGAACAACGCAAGCCUAAGCAAAUUAACUAUCGGAAGUCUGGAGAAGAAGAGUGAUGGAGGAACAUACACAUGUAAACCAGUGGUUCAGCAGAUUGAAUUAAAGCACUCGGUAUCUAUUGAGUACACCGUGAGGAUUGCAGGAUUAACCAUCGCCAGCACCAACACCCCUGAAAAAACUACAACAGAUCUGACUGUUGUUGUUCUGGUCGCUGGAGCUGCCCUGGUGAUGGCAGUAGUGGCACUAGCAGUUGUUGUCUGCAUUAUAAAGAAGAAUCGAGAUCAGACUCAGGGGACCCCAGAUCCAGCUCCGCAGCACGCAGGAGCAUCGGGGGACUAUGAGAACUUACCCCCCAGAGCACCAGAGCAGCAGGGACCGGACAACACAGAGCCCACCUACAUGGGUUUGAACCUCGCUGAGCAGUCUGUCUACAGUACACUGCAGAGUGUGAUCAGCAAGCCUGCGAACUGAUCCUGGGAGCGGUGGAUUUUAUGAAGCACAGCUCCCUGCAGCCCAGCCUCACCUCACACCGCGCUGCUGGAGAGUUCAAACUGCAUUUACAGUCAUUACUUUGUUGUGGUUUCAAUCCCAAAUUUACCUUCUUUGCCAUGCAUUACAGAACUCAUGGAUACUUGUGUAUUUGACAGGAAUGGAUAUUUGUGAACACAUUCUCAAUGCUUUACAAAACUACAAACACUCAGGAAAUUGUGAACAGUGUUUUUUUUAUUUAUUUUAUUUGUACAUCUUAAGGUUUUUUGCUUGCAGCUGCUACCUGCAAAAACACAAAAGGGGGUGGAUUAGUCGUCUACUUACAAUAAAAAUACAAAUGAAAUAAAA